ACCCAACACGAUACAAUGGCCACACAUUCCAAUGCUUUAUAUCAGUAAAGAACUUCUGAUCUGGAACGUAGAGACUUCAAAUUGUUGUCUCUCUGCGUGACUAUUUCAGUCUCGGGUAUGGAUUGUUCCCUAACGUGAUUGAGCAAUCGGCGGUGUAACUACGUGUCAGUAUCCGUUAAAAAAGUGAGCCAAACUAAGAUGAAAUGAGAUGGUGUCUCAGUGACAACUUCUAAACAGCUUGUUCGCCAUCAAUUCUCCCAGGACAAACUAAACGGGAUGGGAGAUGUAGAUAUUUUCCGGAUGGUGGGCCGCUAGGAGAUCCCAUUCACAUCCUCAGCAAAUGAUGAGGAGUUACUGCCCGUGUUCACUGAUCAGCUUUCCGCUUGAAGGAUUCACGUGUACUGAGCUUUGUCUCGUGAAUUAAUCAUACAAACACCGGGCAUCGGAGACGCGCUACAUCGCGGAGAUCGUAUGAAACGGGGGUAGUGACUGUGACGUCACCAAAGCGACUCUCGCGGGAAUCUCAGCAAUGGGACAUUGGCAUAAACACAUCUAAACACAGCGUGACGAGGAAACAUUCAAACCAUGAAGCAUUGUAACUUUUUUAUAAUCAACUGAACAGGGUCGUUAUAUGUGAUUGUGGAAGGUUCUAAAGGGACGGAUUUACACAUGCUUCUGGAAAUGGUUUUACCGUGGAUGUUCCCUCGUCUUUGCCAAUAGAGGACCUACAACAUGGAGUUACUGCACCGGUCACUAGUGAGGGCGUGUUUCGCUGCUGUCAUCCUUGCUGGGGGACUACUUACAGGUGACGGAGCGACAUUUCCUCUCACCUAUCAGUUCAUCAACAAUCUGACCUGCUAUGACUGUGCGGAGAACACGAAGGAUUCCAACAACUACUGGGACCCCUUCACGCCCUGCCAGAGCAACCUCACUGCCGUGCCACUGAGGCACUGUCACGCUACAGACAAGUACUGUAAGGUGGAGCGCGUGACGGUCAAAGGGAUGACAAUCAGCAUAAACAGGGACUGCACCGCCGAAUGCAAGUAUGGCUGCAGAGCCAUCGGCUACGGCGUCACACAAAUCAGAUGUAUAUCCUGUUGUAGAGAAAACGCCUGCAACACCGACAACGUGGGCAGUAGGACAAGAUUGAGUCUAACGACGUUAGCAACAAUGAUGUGUUUAUAUUUCACAGUGACCCACGUGGUGAGGUAGCGUACAAGACUGUACGUCACAACUGCGAAAACAGAGGUCAAAGGAAAAGGUUCUUUCGACGAGGGCAUUUUAACAGUGUAUAAGUGUGUUACAUACGUAACAUGACCUUGACAUUUCACAAAGGAAACGCACUUCCGUAGCAGCCAACAGGUGUAUUUCAAGGUUUAGUCAAUAGAAUACAAAUGCAUGGUACAUUGUGAAAAUAUAUAGUACAAGCUAAGACAAUCAGGAUGUGUUUGCAUCAAACAGUGUCAUUUUCAUUUAAAGGGAAGUUUUCUUUAAUUACAUAAUGUAAGAUAUACAUGCCAUCACCGUCUUCUUGAUCUAAAUAUAAUUGCCACCUCGUGCUAGGUUUUCUAAAUUAGAGUAUCUGACAUAUUUCUGUUGCUAAAAUCCUUCGUGGUGUAAUAUGUAAUGUCGCAAUAAGGACAGAAAGUGGCACAGUAUUAUUUGUAACUUCGCAAACAUCAAUAAAUUGUGCCCUAACAUCUUCCCCAGGCAAGGGAGUUAACUGAUUAUAAAAGUCACGUGGAAACUGGACUUUUAUAGUCAGUUGACCCCCUUGCCUCGGGAAGAUGUUAGGCGUGCCAGAAUCUUUGAUCCUAGGUUCGAAUCCCCGAUUCGCCAAGAUUAUAGUGGAUCUAGGUUUUCCAUGGCCAGCACCAAACCCGUGCUCAUGGUGGAUUAUUUGAGACUUCGGGUUUUGCUCCCACACCAUGCUGGCACGCCGUGAUAGAACUGAAAUACUGUUCAAAGAGGUCUUUAACCAUAGCCACUCAUCCUCUUUCGUUAGGGGCGGUGGGGUAGCCUAGUGGUUUAAGCGUUCGCUCGUCACGCAGAAGACCCGGGUUCGAUUCCCGACAUGGGUACAAUGUGUGAAGCAAAUUUCUGGUGUCCCCCGCCGUGAUAUUGCUGGAAUAUUGCUAAAAGCGGCGUAAAACCAUACUCUCUCUCUCCUCUUUCAUGUGAAUGUGAAUUGACAGAGGUUACUCUUGCAACUGCUCUCUCGUCUACAGACGAAAUAUGACCUUCUUGUUCGAUCUACACAUACAGCGAAACAUUAGCAAUUCGAAGUCUUGUGGACCAUCGAACAUCAGUUGAGCUAUGGGUAUUUCGAGACAAGCCGACUGUCGAUAUUUGGUAACGAUGAAGCUUCAGCCGGGACGACAUAGUUAGAUCAUCACAAACAACAUAUCGACGUAAGGGAGGUUGACAAGGUUUCCAGUUACACUUCACCACCUUUAAACGUUUAGAUGCAGCAGAUAGUGCUAUGUCAAUCUGGAUGCAUGACGUACAUAGAAAACUUUUUACUUUUGUCAUUUCGAUGUUAAAGGUAGAUAUCAUUUAAAGGUAGCCAUCGAGUCAUUCCAAAAUUCUAGAAGACCUAAAGUAACACGUGACCUAAGUACGUCACAAUGGAUGUUCCUUUCAGCACACGAAACCAAUAUUAUGUCUGCUACGUUCUUUUGUAAGAAUACCACUGUGGGAAAAACAAAUAGCAUGAUAAAAUAAACCUCGUUUCAGAAUUAAGCAGCCCUUGGAAAUAGCGCUCGAUGACUACCUAUAAUAUAUAUUCGUAAGGGGGUCAUGGAAGAGUACAUAAAGCAUCCUUAAUAAAUAAUUAGACUGUAUAUAUGAAUAUGAUGCACUUGUUAAAUUAUCCGCAUAUUUAAGAACAUGAAUGUACCAAUUAUCAACUAUUUUCAUGCAUUAUGUAUUUGCGAUACAUGAUCAUUUACGAUCAUUUGCCAAAAUGGACACUGAGAUUUCACUGAGAAGAUAAACACAAACCGUGGAUGCUUACAACAGUUGUGUUGAAGGGAAGGCUCUAUAGCAAUACAUGUCUUCGCCCAUCAUCUACCGUGUGACCAGUGUCUCCGAUUCAUGUCUCUUUGUACCGAUUGUCAGUAGUCCAUAGUUCCAUUCAAAUGUGUAUAGUAUCCUAAAAAAACAAUGUCAUGAUUAGAUUAGUGCAUUGAAACUAUGCCAAUCCAGAAACCCCGGAAGAUCGACAUUUAAUUCCGUUACAAUAAUUUGUCAUUUGGAACAUUACCGUCCAAUUAAUAGGGUUUCCCUGUAGUCACUAUCAGUCUAAUUUAUUGGAACACACCAGUACGACACGUAUAUUGUAUAUAUAGGUCAGUGAUAAUAUAUGAAACUGAUUUAUGUGAUAUAAUAAAA
Molecule: messenger RNA, 3393 nt
Organism: Haliotis rufescens (red abalone)
Lineage: Eukaryota; Metazoa; Mollusca; Gastropoda; Lepetellida; Haliotidae
Exons: 3
Coding region: 733-1212 (159 amino acids)
Source: RefSeq, a predicted model, not a curated record